Messenger RNA from Zeugodacus cucurbitae (melon fly), 1214 nucleotides. RefSeq names its product keratin, type II cytoskeletal 2 epidermal. The record is from RefSeq and is a predicted model, not a curated record. Bases 59 to 1129 code for a protein of 356 amino acids. The transcript is spliced from 3 exons. Lineage: Eukaryota; Metazoa; Arthropoda; Insecta; Diptera; Tephritidae.
GCAAUCAAACAGUUUAUUUGGCUGACAUAGCGGUACAUGUAGUUGGUGUCUCAAGAAAAUGUUGGAGUUCAAAAAAAGGAUACAUAAGUUGGCAACGCAUACGCUGCUUGCUUUAGUUCUGCUACAAGUGCUCAUCGAUCCCACCACAGCGGCGACAAAGUGCCACCAAUGCACCGGCAUUAACUGUCAACGCACAUCUUAUGCCGCCACGGAGGAUUGCGCUGAUGCGCUCGACAGUUGUGUGUCCGUCUUUCAAGGAUCUACGGUGCUAGCACAAGGCUGCUUUGGUCAAUUAGCCGUAGAGUUGCGUGACAAAUGCGAAAUGCCAAGCGCGGAACAAACCGACGAAGCUGAAGUGGUCGAUGCAAGUGACAGUGUACCCCUAUUUAACAGCGAGUGUCAUCAGUGUAGUGAAGAUUUGUGUAAUAAUGUAGGCAGUGAGGGUACCGACUGCAUAGAAUGUGACUCAAAUGAGGAUGCCAAAUGUGCAAGUGAUACGGACAAUCUGGAACCUCAAAGAUGUGCUAUCUCAAAAGCCAUGAAUACCUAUUGCUAUACUAAGAUCGAGGGGAAUCGUGCGACACGUGGUUGUGCCAUCGAUUUGGUGCAGCAAAAAGAAUGCUUGAGUAACAAUCGUUGCAGCCUUUGUUCACCUAGUGAUAUUGGUGGUUGCAAUCGUGAUCCUAAGGUGACAACAGAUGAUUCUGGCUCUGAUGGUUCGAGCUCUAGUGGUGGUGGCGGCAGUGGCUCCGAUAGUGGUUCAAGUUCUGGCGGGUCAGGUACUGGUGAUGGCGGGUCGAGUUCUGGCGGUGCCAAUGGUGGCUCAGAUAGUGGAACGGGCUCAGGUUCAGGUACAGGUGAUGGUGGAUCCAGUUCUGGUGGUUCGAGCUCUGGUGGUGACACCGGCGGCUCAAAUAGUGGAACGGGUUCAGGUACUGGUGAUGGUGGAUCGAACUCUGGCGGUGCCAAUGGUGGCUCGGAUAGUGGAGAUGGUUCAAGUACAGGCGGGGGUGACUCUAGUGGUAGUUCAGGAAAUGAGUCAAGCAAUAAUGGCUCUGGAUCUGGUACUUCAAAUAAACUAUUUGUAGGAGUCAUGAUAAUGAUAUUGCCAUAUUUUAUACAAUUUUAAUAAGAAUUAUAUCUAACAUAGUUUAAAAUCACAAAUGUUAAGAAGUAAACUAAUUAUUGUAAAUAAAUUCUUCUUCCACUUUUAA